GAGAAGUUUCUCAAGAAGAACAGUCAUUAUUGUGUGAAGGUUCACAUUCAGCUGUUAGCAUGGAACUUUCAGAGCCUGUUGUAGAAAAUGGAGAGACAGAAAUGUCUCCAGAAGAAUCAUGGGAGCACAAAGACGAAAUCAGUGAAGCAGAGCCGGGAGGCAGUUCCUCGGGAGAUGGGAGGCCUCCAGAGGAAGGUGCCCAGGAAGUGAUGGAGGAGGAGGAGGAAAUACCAAAACCUAAAUCUGUGGUUGCACCACCAGGUGCUCCUAAAAAAGAACAUGUAAAUGUAGUGUUCAUCGGGCAUGUAGAUGCUGGCAAGUCUACAAUUGGAGGACAGAUAAUGUAUUUGACUGGAAUGGUUGACAAAAGGACACUUGAGAAAUACGAAAGAGAAGCUAAAGAAAAAAACAGAGAAACUUGGUACCUGUCUUGGGCAUUAGACACAAAUCAGGAAGAACGAGACAAAGGUAAAACAGUAGAAGUGGGUCGUGCCUAUUUUGAAACCGAAAAGAAGCAUUUCACAAUUCUAGAUGCACCUGGCCAUAAGAGUUUUGUUCCGAAUAUGAUUGGUGGUGCUUCUCAAGCUGAUCUGGCUGUACUGGUUAUCUCUGCCAGGAAGGGGGAGUUUGAGACUGGGUUUGAGAAAGGAGGACAGACAAGAGAACAUGCAAUGUUGGCAAAGACGGCAGGUGUCAAACACUUAAUUGUGUUGAUCAAUAAGAUGGACGAUCCAACUGUGAAUUGGAGCAAUGAGAGAUACGAAGAAUGUAAAGAAAAACUUGUGCCAUUUUUGAAAAAAGUUGGCUUCAAUCCCAAAAAGGACAUUCACUUUAUGCCCUGCUCAGGCCUGACGGGAGCAAACCUUAAAGAGCAGUCAGACUUCUGUCCCUGGUACAGUGGAUUACCAUUUAUUCCAUAUCUGGAUAAUUUGCCAAACUUCAAUAGAUCAGUUGAUGGACCAAUCAGGCUUCCAAUUGUGGAUAAGUACAAGGACAUGGGCACUGUGGUCCUGGGAAAGCUGGAAUCGGGAUCUAUCUGUAAAGGCCAGCAGCUUGUGAUGAUGCCAAACAAGCACAAUGUGGAAGUCCUUGGAAUCCUUUCUGAUGAUGUAGAAACUGAUUCUGUAGCUCCAGGUGAAAAUCUCAAAAUCAGACUGAAAGGAAUUGAAGAGGAAGAGAUUCUUCCAGGAUUCAUACUUUGUGAUCCUAAUAAUCUUUGUCAUUCGGGACGCACAUUUGAUGCACAGAUAGUGAUUAUAGAGCACAAAUCCAUCAUCUGCCCGGGUUAUAAUGCGGUGCUUCAUAUUCAUACCUGUAUUGAGGAAGUCGAAAUAACAGCCUUAAUCUGCUUGGUAGACAAAAAAUCAGGAGAAAAAAGUAAGACUCGGCCCCGUUUCGUGAAACAAGAUCAAGUAUGCAUUGCACGUUUAAGAACAGCGGGAACCAUCUGCCUUGAGACCUUUAAGGACUUCCCUCAGAUGGGUCGGUUUACCUUAAGGGAUGAGGGUAAGACCAUUGCAAUUGGAAAAGUUCUGAAACUGGUUCCAGAGAAAGACUAAGAUUUUCUUGAUGACCCUGCACAAUACUGUGAGGAAAAUUGACUGCAAAAGCCUACUUCACACCGCCUUCUCUUAUUUUCUGCCCAUUGACAAAACCUCUCCCCAUAUUUUGCAAAAAUUCACAGCAAAAAGUCCACAUUAUGUCAGCUUUCUCAUAUUGAGAGCUCUGCUAUGCCACUGUUGAAUUUUUCCCGAGAUUUUUUUUCUGCCUUCCACCUUCACACCCUGCUUCCUUGGACAGAUUUGGCAAUAGCUUUAUAAGUGAUGUGGACAUAAUUGCCUACAAUAAUGAAAACCUACAGAAAUUUUAUUUUCAUUUUCCCCUUAGACAUACUUAGACUCUCUGCCCCUACCCCCAGGCAGAUCAUUCUGAGUGUGCGAGUGUGUUGUGUGUGCACAUGUUUCAAAAACAACUACCAUGUUAAUAAAAUAUUCGAUUUGAAACCCUUUUCGGUAUUUGAAUUGCUUUUGAAUAAUGUUUUUUAUCUGGAUGUAACGUUGUUGCAUUAGCUUUUUAACUUUACCAAGUAAUUGAAUACAUUUUAUUACUUGGACUUUUCUAAACUCUCCCUGUCCACUACUUUAAAUGAGGCAUUUACAAACAAUGUUCAAGUUUGUAUUAAAGGAAAGUAGUUUUGACCUGUUCUUUUGAUGGUUAAUGCAUACAUACAGUUAAUACCUUGAUGCAACUGCGACACUGCUUUAUUAGGUCUAUCAGUUAUUUUAUGCCAAUUUAUAUUCAAACAUGAUUCUUAAAUACAGUUGGUUUGAAGUAAAAGAACAGCAAAAUGUCUUACAAAGUAAAGAUAAUGAAAUUAGACCCCUACAAAAAAUUUCAUUGACUUGUUAAAUUAGUGGAAUUUACAACAAAGAAAGCAUGUUGAGAUGUGGCAAACACACCUUUAGUAUUUAUAAGAGCUGCAUGCAUCUAGUAUGAAAAGCUUAUCAAUUGCAAGUGCCAGUUCUACAAAUUACUCAGUUUACUAUUUGUAUCAGUAAUUUUAAAGGUUGGAAGACCACUGCUGGUGAAGCUAAAGCUCACCCAGCUAUUAAGUGAACAUAUAUUUUAGAAACAUCAGAAUCUGCACAGACUAAAGUUUAACAGUGAUAAGUAGAAUCAAGCACAGUGUACAUUUUCAUUAGUUGAAAUUGACUUUUCUUGUGUAAAGUUGAAAUUGGCUAAACUAUGAUUUGGAUGAACCACAAAGCAUUGUGGUGGUUUUUAGAUUGUCAACUGAUAUUCUGCUACAACUAUCAUAACUCUGAAAUUCUAAUGAGAUGAGAAUAAAUGGGAACUGAGAGAAUUUCUGGGUUGAUAAUAGAAAGCUUCCUUAUUGGGUGUUGCCAUUUAUCCAAGACUGGGGUUCUCUCAGAUUGUGGUUUAUCUCAAAAUAAGAUUAUUUUGUAAAUGUAUGACAAUUCCUUUCUCUAUAGUCUUCUUGCUCAGAAAAGAAAAGCCUAGUCAGACUGCUUCCAGUAACAAAACAAAAAAUGUAGUCCUAUUUUCUUACUAUAGAAUCCCAUUUGUUUCACAAAUGAGGCCACAUCUUAUGGACAAACCAAAGUUACUGUCCUGUAGCUUCCUAUGACUAUACUCGUGACUAUUAAAUUGCAUGCAACUUAAAUUUUAUUAAGUCUGUAAUCUCUGGGCUUUUAUUUUUCUGGGAAAUAGAGGAGCUCUGACUAGUACUCAGUAACGUUUUGUGUUUCUAAGUUAAUAAAAAUACUAGAAAUUGCUUGGAUUUUAUUGAGUCCUUAAAAGCUCAAGAGUCUUGAAAUUAUUUCCAAAGAUCUCCAUUUUCAGGUUGAACAUAUUUUAAAAAUUGGCUAUGUUUGCUAUUAAAAUAUUUCACUUUGAGAAUAUUAUGUGCACGUUGCCAAGACUCUUAAACCACAUGGCUAUCAAUUGUGAAGGGCCUACUUCAUUAGGGGAGGGAAAGGUAACCUACAAAUGUAAUUGUAAAAUUAAAAUUUCACUGGCUUCUUGCACUUCUGUGGAAAUAGACUAAAAGACAUCUCAUUGAUAAAUUAACCAACACUGUUUUGGGCUUUGAAAUUCCUUGGGAUGUAUUCUCAGUCAAGGGGGUGUAUUUUAAACUCAAUUAGAUGUACUGGCUAGCUAAUUUGGACAAAGAAAUUAACAUACCCGACCUGAAAUGGCAGUGCAUAGAGAUGUUAGAUCUUUAAAGAUCAAUAGAUCACUAUGCUGUCAUUUUGUCAUCUUCAAAGGGCAAGUGUAUGUGGUAAAUGCAAAAUAUGGCAAUUGGGUUCAUAUUUAGAAUCUAUGUCCAAAGCAUUUUUCCCCUCUACUUUUAGCAGAUGUUAGGUUCAGAAUUUUCUUUGCAUCUUUUCACAUUGGUUAUAUAUAUUAAAGAAUAUAUAGUCAUAUAUUCUUUCUAUAAUUUUCAUGCUUAGUUUUUUAAAUUAAUGAACUGAAUUUAAAGGAAGUGAAAUAAUUGCCAGUUUUAGUGUGGGUGAGGGGAUAUUUCCUGUUUUUAAUUGCAAAACAAAAUGAUCCAGUGAAAGUCUAUGUAAAA
Condylura cristata (star-nosed mole) is the source of this 4096-nucleotide messenger RNA. RefSeq names its product G1 to S phase transition 1 (gene GSPT1). The record is from RefSeq and is a predicted model, not a curated record. The transcript is spliced from 14 exons. Gene Ontology annotation, biological process: translation. Bases 60 to 1559 code for a protein of 499 amino acids. NCBI's taxonomy places the organism in Eukaryota, Metazoa, Chordata, Mammalia, Eulipotyphla, Talpidae. Gene Ontology annotation, cellular component: translation release factor complex. Gene Ontology annotation, molecular function: translation release factor activity; GTP binding; GTPase activity.